UCAAAAGGGAAUGAAAAAAAGAACUAACCAUAAAAGAGGUUUCCACCCUGUUCUUUCACACUUCUUCUUUAAACACAGGACUGAUGUCACUGUGCUAGUACAGGGGAACCACAUUAACCGCAGGUUUUGUUACGUCACUUCACAAGCUGACGGGAGAUGGACUUGCUUUUGAUGGGAAGCCAAAGCCUUCAGUUAAGUCUGACGUGAAAACGACCGACAGAUUAUCUUGAAUAUUUGUGAUGUAAAACAACAGGGGAAUGACUUGUGACUGAAAGACACUGGAGAGAAAGAAACCAACACGUUGAAGCCGAUCCUGAGCAGCUUCACCAACAGAAUGAGAAGAAGGAGGAAGCAGUUAGUUACACCCUGAAGCAAAAACAAUCCAUCUAACCCCCAGCUUUGGAAACCAACCAUCCUGCAGGUUUGAGAUCUCUCAAAAAAGAAGAUUGAUGACACCAUAAAUGGAGAGAUAUAAGAACACACCUGUGCUGUUUCUUCUUCUGGCUCUGCUUUGUGACUGUGCUGCUGGAAACAAGCCGUGCUCUAGUAACAAUGUCCCAGAUCUCACCUGCUACACUGACUAUAAUUCUACUAUCACUUGUGUGUGGAACAGCCCAGAUGUGUCAGAUCAGUCAGAAAAUGUGUGCACAAUCCAAUCCUCAGGGAGAAAUAAAUUUCACAACAGUUUCUGUAACCUGGAGCUUGUUGACGUCUCCAGACCAAUGCCAAAGAAGUGCACCAUGAACUACAGAAGAGGAGGCAAUUUCCAGACCUUCGACAAGCUGUCUAUUAAUCUGAGCUGUAGCCAUUGGAAGCAGAGUUUGAUUAUGAUCUUCAAGCCAUCUUGUCACAUAAAGCUGAAACCUCCGCGACAACCAGCUAUCAACUUUACCACCGUUUCCUGGACAUCCCGACUUACAAACGAAACGAACGAAAGCAUUGAAUCAUACAGCUCCCAGUUGCAGUGGAAACACGAGGAUGAGUCAUGGAGUGAUCGCUCUGUGAAAAUAAAAGACACUCAAUGUGAAUAUCACUGCACAGCAGAGCUGGACCCUGAUCAGUUGGUACAAGAAGAGAAGUAUCAGGCACGCACUCGAGUGAAGGCCAUUUCAGAGGGCACCGAGUCAAUGUGGAGUGACUGGAGCCCCAGUACGCCAUGGGUGUCUCUGAUAGGAAGAACAAGACCAGCCCCCCCACCAUCAGAUAAAGAUCCUACUGGAGGUGUUUUUGGAAUUGUUGCGGCAGCAGCAGGGUUUGCAGUGUUCCUGGUUGUCAUACGCAUUAAGACAGACAAAACAACCUGGGUUUACGUGGCAAAGAAAAUCAAAGGUCCGCCCCUGCCGAACCCAGCAAACUCCUUUCUAAAUGAUGCAAAUUUCCAGAAUUGGUUAAGCCCUUACUUCACCAGUGAAUCCUUUCAGUCCUUUUUUAAACCGGUGGAUAUCGUCUCUGUCGAGGUAACCUCCACUGUGGAUGCUGUUGCACCCUACGGGCCAGAGGCGGCACUGCUGGAGAAGAUCAGAAGUGAAGACAGCCAUGAGUCGACCAGUUCCAACUUCUCCAACCCCAGUUACUCCAA
Messenger RNA from Etheostoma spectabile (orangethroat darter), 1579 nucleotides. RefSeq names its product interleukin-21 receptor. Gene Ontology annotation, biological process: immunoglobulin mediated immune response; cytokine-mediated signaling pathway. Gene Ontology annotation, cellular component: external side of plasma membrane. Gene Ontology annotation, molecular function: cytokine receptor activity. NCBI's taxonomy places the organism in Eukaryota, Metazoa, Chordata, Actinopteri, Perciformes, Percidae. The record is from RefSeq and is a predicted model, not a curated record.